ACUCUUCAUCGGUAUUUUCAUGACACACUUCUUUCGGUAACUUUCUUUUUGCCAAUUUGGAGUAUUAUUUUAAAAAUAUCUUAAGAAACGAGAAUGACUAAUUACAGUAAUUACAGUUAAACACAAUUUGUAAAAUAUUACUAAAUAUUGAUGAAAGUUUUUACAUACGCUAUUUGUACCAUUGACAAACUAGAUUUGUAGAUAUUACGUGAAUUAUUGACAACAUAUAACACCACGUAUCUACAAAAUCUUUUACAGAUCAUUCAUGUUUGUAUAAUUUACAGUUUUCGACAAGAAAUAACUAAUAAACGAAUGUUGAAUUUAAUAGUAAAUUAAGUAGUGAACCAUCUACUUGGAAAUCGGCCUUAAGAUUGCGUCUGUCCCUGGAAUGUUUGUGAUACACCGUAGAAUAAUAAAUAUCGCUUUUCGUAAAAUUUAUUUGUUUGACAUAAGGUUUACAUCAAAACUUUACAAGUUUGAUUUACAUUCAUUUGUUCAUAAAAUACAUUCAUGAAAUUUAUCAUUCUUUGACAAGCAAUUAAAAUUAUUUCGUUUGAUAUAAUAUUGUUUAUAAUAUUUGUUUGAUUAAUCAAGAUUGAAAUAAAUAUAUUUUUAUAUUGAAUAUUAUUGUGAAUGGAGCAAUUACGUAAAAGAACUCAUGUUGGAAGAAGUAAAGAAAAAAAUGAGGAUGAAAAUACUAAGGAUCAUAAAAAGAUUUUCAAAUCAUGGCAAAAGUUAACCUACGACGUAUUGUGUAUUAUUUUUAAAUAUUUAAAUGGUUUGGAUUUGUCUAAUGCGUCACAGGUUUGCAGAUCUUGGUUGGAAGUGGCGAAUAGUGAAAAAAGAACGAGAGGUCCGUCGUGCAUUAUAAAAAAUAAAAGAAAAUCGAGAUAUAUGGUUUUUACUUGGGAACGUUUAAAACAAGAAAUUAUAGAAUGUUCAACAGUUAAACCUAGUUUAACUGUUUUUUUUACCGUUGGAAGUGAAGAUCCACUUUCAGAAAGAUGCCAUUGUGAUAAUUUACCAUCUAAUUGUGACUCGAUAUCAUUGAACACCUAUGGCGUUGUAAUAAAUAAUACAGAAUCCGAAGAAGACAGUCACAACAUUGUAUCCAUGUUUUUUCCGGAAGUACCUAAUAUAAAAAUUUCAACGAUUACUUUUAAUGUGUACGAUUGGAAGAACUUGAAAGAAACAUAUUGCAAUCAGCUAAAAAAUGAAUUUGAGACUCCCUUCAAUAACGAUUGUCGUAAAACCAGUUGUCUGAUCUUAUUGUGCGAUUGGAGUGGUCGUUCUAUAGCACUAAGUCUAUUGAAAUCAUCCAAAAAUUGGUUACCAAACAAAAGAGCUUCUAUAUGGGGUGGGAUUGCUAAAAAUUUAUCAGUUUGUACUUCUGUAAAUAAUGCACGUGUAUGCAAAAACAGUGCGAAUUGCGUUGCCAUUAUAAUAAAUGGUAUACAAAUGCGAAUAUGUUCUAUACUUUUGGAUGCAAAUUGUAAUACUAAAGAAAGGGUUGAAGAUAAAUUAAGGACUUUUAAAGACAGUGUACAAUUGAAAAAACAUUCUAUAGGAUUCAUGUUCGCUUGUUGUGUACGUGGUACGAAUACAUUUAAGGAACGCAAUGUGGAAUCAACUAUAUUUAAAGGAUUUUUUCCAAGAGUGCCAUUAGUUGGAUGUUUUGGCGAUGGAGAGUUUGGAAAAAAACUUAUAAAUGAAACGUGUAGAAAAAAACGUAUUAAAUGGUAUAACUCUGAGUCUACAGCAUUUAUGAUACUCACAUAUAAUUGAAUAUAUAAUGGUAAUGGUGAUUGAUGUUAUUAUUAAGCAUAUAUAUAUAUAUAACCCUUGUCGAUAUUUGAACGAAAUGUACAUAGAGCAUUUUAAUAAUAAAAUAUGUGAAAAGAGGAAGAAACUAUAUCUAUAUAUAUAUAUAUAUAGAUUCAGAUUUUGAAGUAUCACAAAAAACGAAAUUUCUAAUACAUGAAUGGACAUCUAUUUCAUAGAUUAGGAAAAUUCAACUCUUAGUGAACAUAUGAUUUUGACAUUGUCAAGUAAAUUAGCUUUCAGUAUAUAUCUCAGCUUUCUCCAUUUAUAUCUCUUCGCAUUAAAUGAUUAUUUUACAUUCGUUACAAUCGAUGUACAUUAAGUAGAAUUAAUAAUUAUAAGAUAAUCUAUUUGUUUAAACAUUACGUAGCUCUCAACACAAGUUAAAUAUAACAUAACUUUAAUUAAUAUAAAUAAUUUAUACCUUAGAUUAUUUUAUAAUUAUUUAAACAAUAUAUAAUGUAUACGGAGUAUAAUAAAAUAAUAU
Molecule: messenger RNA, 2308 nt
Organism: Vespa crabro (European hornet)
Lineage: Eukaryota; Metazoa; Arthropoda; Insecta; Hymenoptera; Vespidae
Product: F-box only protein 22-like
Exons: 5
Coding region: 634-1785 (383 amino acids)
Biological process (GO): positive regulation of proteasomal ubiquitin-dependent protein catabolic process; protein polyubiquitination
Molecular function (GO): protein binding
Source: RefSeq, a predicted model, not a curated record